AUGACCGGCCACCAUCCUUUGCGGGAGGCACCACGAGACCUCUCCGAAAUCGCCGAACAAGAAGAACGCCUCGUCCUUCCGCACUUUACCGCGGACGAUGCCCUCGACAUCGGGCUAUCGAUCCGCAACCGCCUGCGUGCGCUCUCCCACCUCGCCGCGGUGGUGUCGAUCUCGCUCGCGAAUUCCUCCAACCUGUUAUUCCACGCCGUGUCGCGGCCGGGGGUCCAGCCGGACAACGACAUCUGGGUGUCGCGCAAGAGGAAGACGGUGUUGAGGUGGGGCGUGAGCACGUGGUUCAUGCACAACAAGUUCAAGGGGGACGAAGAGGCCUUUGCCCGUAAGUACAUGCUCGGCGGGGAGGCGGGGGGCACCUUUGCCAUCCACGGCGGCGGCGUGCCCGUGCGGGUCAAGGGCGUCGAGGGCGUCGUCGGCGUCGUCGUCGUGAGCGGCCUGAAGCAGGACCAGGACCACAUGGUGGUGAUUGAGGCGUUGGAGGAAUUUAUCAAACAGUGCGGCAAGGAGGCCGAGAGGGGGGGCCAAGGAGGAGAGGGAGCGAGGUGA
Messenger RNA from Fonsecaea nubica, 561 nucleotides. RefSeq lists its product as hypothetical. Gene Ontology annotation, biological process: post-translational protein targeting to endoplasmic reticulum membrane. The record is from RefSeq and is a predicted model, not a curated record. NCBI's taxonomy places the organism in Eukaryota, Fungi, Ascomycota, Eurotiomycetes, Chaetothyriales, Herpotrichiellaceae. Gene Ontology annotation, cellular component: TRC complex. The transcript is spliced from 2 exons. Bases 1 to 561 code for a protein of 186 amino acids.